This is a messenger RNA of Nymphalis io (European peacock), 2926 nucleotides long. Its product is annotated as large neutral amino acids transporter small subunit 1. Bases 121 to 1593 code for a protein of 490 amino acids. Gene Ontology annotation, biological process: amino acid transmembrane transport. Gene Ontology annotation, molecular function: L-amino acid transmembrane transporter activity. Lineage: Eukaryota; Metazoa; Arthropoda; Insecta; Lepidoptera; Nymphalidae. The record is from RefSeq and is a predicted model, not a curated record. The transcript has 13 exons. Gene Ontology annotation, cellular component: membrane.
CGCACGGCAGUCUCGCGGUCCGUGUUGGCGGGCUUAGUCGCCCCAAACGAAAAAAACGCGGGAAACAGUUGAGUGUUUAAUUCCUUAUUUUAAAUACGAGUUCACGGAAAAACAAUAAAAAUGUCACCAAAAAGUAAGGCUUCGGAAGAGGACUGUGACACGGAGGCUCUUAAAUCAGACCCAGAACAGUCUGACAAUGGUAAAGAGGGGGGCGCACUGGAAGCUAAAAUGUCACUCCUUAAUGGCAUCACAGUUAUCGUUGGUUCGAUAAUAGGCAGUGGAAUUUUCGUAUCACCGACCGGAGUUCUGAAAUAUACAGGAUCAGUGAAUGCCAGUCUAAUUGUGUGGGUGGCAUCGGGCGUAUUCAGUAUGGUAGGCGCUUACUGCUACGCUGAAUUGGGUACAAUGAUUCGUCUCAGUGGCGCUGACUACGCUUACAUCAUGCAGACAUUCGGCCCGUUCGCUGCUUUCAUCCGUUUGUGGAUAGAAUGCAUGAUCGUCCGACCUUGUUCUCAGGCUAUCGUUGCGUUGACGUUCAGUGUGUACGUGCUGAAGCCGAUAUUCCCCGAGUGUGAUCCUCCGGAAGAUGCCACCCGAUUAUUGGCUGCUUGUUGCAUUCUUCUGCUAACAUUUGUGAACUGCUGGUCGGUGAAGGCAGCUACCCGGGUGCAGGAUUGGUUUACAUAUGCCAAGCUACUGGCUUUGUUCAUCAUCAUCGCCGCUGGUAUCUACCAACUUUGCAGAGGAAAAGUGGAACAUUUUACGUUUGAAGGUACAACGAGCGACGUAACAUCAAUAGCGUUGUCUUUUUACUCCGGCCUCUUCGCAUACAACGGAUGGAACUACUUGAACUUUAUUAUUGAAGAGUUGAAGGAUCCAGUUCGCAACCUGCCUCGUGCUAUUGCUAUCUCUUGCACGCUUGUCACCGUUGUCUACACAUUCACCAACGUCGCUUUCUACACCACUCUCUCUCCCACUGAGGUGUUAGGUUCAGCUGCUGUGGCCGUGACAUUCGCGGAACGUCUCUUCGGUUGGUUUGCUCUCUCCAUACCGCUCUUCGUAGCAGCUUCUACUUUCGGUGCUGUCAACGGCGUAUUACUCACAUCAUCAAGGCUGUUCUACGCGGGCGCGGCGCAGGGGCAGCUGCCGGGCGCGCUCACCAUGGUGACGCCGCGCGCCACGCCCGCGCCCGCCGUGCUCGCCGUGGCGCUGCUGUCGCUGCUCUACCUCACCGUCUCCGACAUCUACGCGCUCAUCAACUACGUGGGCUUCGCCACCUGGCUAAGCAUAGGAGCCGCCGUACUUUGCCUGCCAGUUCUCAGAUACACUCAGCCGAAUCUUGAGAGACCCAUUAGAGUCAACUUAUUCUUCCCAGUGAUCUACAUAAUCUGCACGAUCUUGGUGAUCGCUUUCCCUGCUGUAGCGUCUCCAGCUGAAACAGGCGUUGGCUGUCUCAUGAUCUUGACAGCUGUGCCGGUGUAUCUGUUGCUGCUGGAACCCAGGACGAGGCUGAAAGGACUGGGCCCCGUUACUGAUGCUGCGACACGCUUGAUACAAAAACUAACUUUGUCCGUUCGACCAAAAACUAAGUGAACAAAACGCAGAGGACCAACGGAUUAUGCCCAGACAUAUCCGAAACGAAAAUUCAUGCAGUAUUUAGUUUAGAUGUUAUUUCAUGUUAGAUACUUUUUGUAUAUCUAAUACUCGGUUUCAAAGAUGUUGUAUACAUACAUAUUGUGUAUUGUGUGUUAAGAGCAUUUAGGCAUGCUUUUAUUAGAGUUUAACUCGACAGUAGACAUGGAUAUUUCUUUUUAAUUUGACACAUAAAUCUAAUGCUUCCGCAAUUCAGCUGUAAAAGUUAAAUAAAUUUUAUUGAAUAAACAAAUAGGCAAAUUGUUAUAAUAUAAAACCUAUAAUUAUUGAACAAAUAUAAACGCAAAGACAACCUUUUUAGAUUAUACUUUUUUUUUAAUUUAAUAAAUGUGUCUACUGCUAUAUGACUUGUCUUGUAAAGUGUUCCAAAAACUAUAUCUUAUAACAAAUAUCAUAAGUAAUAGACACUCUCUCUAUGACGAGAAGUUAAAAUAAGACAAAAAUAAAAAGAAUUUAUACAACUGUAAUCUAAUAUUAUCUGUAAUCAUAAAACUGUUGUAAACUUUUUUUUAAAUCAUUUUAUAUAAAAAAAGCUUUUUCUAAUGAGUUUUCUACUUAGGUAUUAUGAAAAAGUAAAGCUAAUAUUUUUUUAAAUCAUUCUUUCUUUGUAUUCAAAUCCUAUCAAAGACAAUAUUUCUUAAAAUCUAAGGCAAGUAGCUUUUUUAUGUAGUUAGAUUAUAUACGUUGUUUACAUGCGUAUAGGUGUUAAAACUUUGAGCAAAAAAAUUAUUUAAAAAAAAACGAUAUGCACAAAUCGUGUUAUAAUUUUUUUUUGACAAAUAGGCUGUGUUUUUUGUAGUCAUUUCCAAAGAAAUUCGAUUAUCGUGUAUCAACAUAUUUUGUUAUUUAUUUCUUAAGUAGCUACAUUUUUGUGUAAUUUUCUUUGUGUUCGCUUUUUUGUAUAUAAAAAUUCAUACUCGAACAUUCCAAUUUUAACUGCCAAUAUUCGAAUUAUAAAAUGUACUUUUUUUAGUUUUUAUGGCUUUAAAAUACAUAACGUGCUAAAGCUGUAAAUAGUUGUAAUUAGAUUUUUUUUUGUAAUAAUAAUUUCCACAUAACGAAUGUAGUCGUGUAUUGCAUUUAUUUGCUCAUUUUAAAAUAAUGAAUUUGUUAAACGUCAUUAAUAUAUAAAAUAAUUAUUUUGUUAAUACAAUAUAAUGUGACAACAAAUAAAUUAUUAUAGGAAUGUCUAAAGAAACCGUUGUGUGUCGUUGUUUCUGUUACGCGCUCUGCGUUAUAUUACAGACGCAAUAUGACAAUAAUAAAUUAUUCA